AUGGAUCAGAGGCAAGAAGCUCGGAUUCUGGCUUGGCUGAAGGAGACUGAGGAUGAGGAAGAGAUUCCCGCCUCGAGUUAUAACGGUGAAGAUGAUGUUGUGGAAGAGCAGAGAGCAGGAGCACCGGUGAUCCUGACUGAGGAACAGAAGCAGAUGCUGGCUGGGAGGCUGAUCAUUGCUGCGUCACAGGGUCAGACCGGCCAAGUGCGGGCGAUCCUGGAUGCGGGGUCGCCAGUCAACGCGACAGACGCCAGUGGCGACACUGCCCUGCAUGAAGCAGUGGUGAAUGGCCACGAAGAAACUGUCAAGUGCCUGAUUGAUGCCGGGGCAGAUGUCAACGUCAGGGACUCGGAUGGGAUGACGCCUCUGCACUAG
Messenger RNA from Schistocerca serialis cubense, 375 nucleotides. RefSeq lists its product as uncharacterized. Gene Ontology annotation, biological process: regulation of gene expression. Gene Ontology annotation, molecular function: protein binding. Bases 1 to 375 code for a protein of 124 amino acids. The record is from RefSeq and is a predicted model, not a curated record. NCBI's taxonomy places the organism in Eukaryota, Metazoa, Arthropoda, Insecta, Orthoptera, Acrididae. Gene Ontology annotation, cellular component: nucleus. The transcript has 2 exons.